Messenger RNA from Eucalyptus grandis, 848 nucleotides. RefSeq names its product receptor-like protein EIX2. NCBI's taxonomy places the organism in Eukaryota, Viridiplantae, Streptophyta, Magnoliopsida, Myrtales, Myrtaceae. Bases 6 to 848 code for a protein of 280 amino acids. The transcript has a single exon. The record is from RefSeq and is a predicted model, not a curated record. Gene Ontology annotation, molecular function: protein binding.
UAGACAUGGCAAUAAACAAUUUGACGGGAAUGAUCCCACAUUGUCUUGGCAACAUGAGCGGCAUGAUCAACUUGAAUCAAACCAAUUCAUUUGGAUAUGUGGCUGUCGCUCCUAUACAAGAUAUAAUUUUCUUGACAUUCAAAGGCUACGGUAUGGCUUGGGGUCGAGAGUACGUGGUUGAGAUCUUAAAGGGAAGAUAUAACGAGUACACCAAAAUUGUUCUGCAACUUGUGGUCAAUUUGGAUCUCUCUAGCAACUUUUUGAAUGGGUCAAUCCCCGAAGAACUUUCUUUCCUCUCAAGAUUGCAUGGCUUGAACUUGUCUCACAACCAUCUCUCUGGAGAUAUUCCCAUUGGCAUUGGGAAUAUGAGGUCGCUCGAGUCUCUGGAUCUUUCAAACAACCAUCUCUCAGGGAUAAUUCCACAAGGCAUUUCAGCAUUAACAUCCCUAGCUCACCUCAACUUGUCGCAAAACAACCUUAUGGGGCAGAUUCCAAAAGGGAAUCAAAUCCAAACACUCGACGAUCCUUCCAUUUAUGCUAGCAAUCCUCUACUAUGUGGUGAUCUUUUGAGAAAGAAAUGCCUCAGCGCCGAGACGCCUCAACCACAGAAAGUCCCUCACCCUAAAGAUACACAUCAGCUUGAUCAAAUGUUGUUCUAUGCGGUCAUAAUGCUUGGAUUUGCGAUUGGAUUCUGGGGCUUUUUCGGAGUUUUGCAGUUCAAGAAGGAUUGGAGACGAGCAUAUUUCAACUUUGCGGACCAAGCAGCACACAAGACAUAUGUGGCUAUUAUAGUGAAAGUAGCCAAGUGCAAGAAAUUAGCAAUCUUGUGCCCUCUCCUCUGCCUUUAG